AUGCCGACUACCGGUCUUCUCUAUGUGACUAUGCAGCCCAAGGGCUCUUUGCCCGACACUCAAUUCCACGACUGGUACAACUCCGAGCAUGGUCCCCUGCGCCUGCGUCUCCCCUUCAUCACCAAUGGAUUCCGCUUCCGGGCCACCGACGGCGAGGCCCCCGAGUAUGUGGCGCUGUACGAUAUCACCGACAUGGACGAGUUGACCCGCAAGACCUACCUGGAUCUGCGAACAGAUCUAAUUAAGACUGAGCGUGAGAAGAAGACCAUGGCCCAGAUCGAUGUCGGCCGCAAGCUGUACGAUCUGGUGGAGGAGCGGAGCCAGGACAACUACAUCCAGUUGGAGGACCGAGCCGAUACCGAUCCCGAGACCCGCGGCAGCGUCAUGAUUGCUGUCACAACCACCUUCCCCGACGCAGAGAAAGAGGCCGAGCACGACCGCUGGAACCGCGAGGAGCACAUCGAGAUGCUUUCCCGCGUGCCAGGAUGGCGUCGCACUCGUUUGUUCCGCACUGCCGCCAUUGACUCGGCUGCGCCGCGUGAGACCCUUGCUCUGCACGAGUACUCUCCCGUCAACGGUCUCGGUGGUGAGGAACACAAGGCCGCCAUGAACACCCCUUGGCGCCAGCGCCUUCAGGACGGGGGUAUCACUUCCAAGGUCCGUCGCACUUACCAGUGGUACUACACCUUCGGUCCUGCUCCCCGUGAGCUCUCAUCCCUUGCCAACUCGGAUGUUAUCGGACCUUGGUCUUCCAACGACGGUAAGACUCGCACUCUGCCCUCGACCACCCGCCCGGCUGUUGAGUCGUACGUUACAACCAAGGACGGUGUUGAGAUCCCCUACCGCUUGGAGGGUAGCCUCGACCCUGAGGCACCCGUCGUUGUGCUCAGCAACUCCAUCCUGGUCAACUGGAACAUCUGGGACCGCUUCGUGGAUGCCUUCCUCGCCCGCAAGGAGAACCAGAAGUACCGCGUUGUGCGCUACCUGACCCGUGGCCGCCGCUCUGCCAGCGGCGAGCAGCCCGUCAACAUUGAUGUUCUUGCCUCCGACCUGAACACUCUGCUCGAGGCCCUGCGUGUCUCCCCCAAGGCCGCCCGCCUGAUCGGUGUCAGCCUUGGCGGUGUCACCGUUCUUAACACUUCCUUGCUCUUCCCCGAGCGCGUUGGCGCCUUCAUCGCCUGUGACACCAACUCCUCUGCCCCCGAGUCCAACCGCAAGGCCUGGGGCGACCGUGUCGCUAUUUGCGAGAAGGAGGGAUCUGUAGACCCCGAGACCAAGGAGCCCAUCGUUGGUGAGGAGCUCGCUGAGGUCACCACCCGCCGCUGGUUCGUUCCUGAGUCCUACGAGACCCAGCCUGAGGUGCUGGCUCCCGUCAAGGAGGCCGUGCGCACCAACAGCCUGAAGGGCUUUGCCCACAGUGUGCAAGCUUUGUGUGCCUACGACAUCCGCGACCGUAUGGCCAAGGCCACUGUUCCCGGUCUGUUUGUUGCUGGUGCCGGUGACGGUGUCCUGCCCCAGACCAUGCAGAAGAUGGCUGCCGAUUUGAACGGUGGUGCUGAGCUGAAGAUCAUUGACAAGGCUGGCCACUUGCCCAUGGUUGAGCAGCCCGAGGCCUUUGCCGAUGUGGUCACCGAGUACUUGAGCAAGAUCGAUGCUUAG
Penicillium pulvis is the source of this 1659-nucleotide messenger RNA. RefSeq names its product putative alpha/beta hydrolase. The transcript has a single exon. Bases 1 to 1659 code for a protein of 552 amino acids. Lineage: Eukaryota; Fungi; Ascomycota; Eurotiomycetes; Eurotiales; Aspergillaceae. The record is from RefSeq and is a predicted model, not a curated record.